Solanum lycopersicum (tomato) is the source of this 1195-nucleotide messenger RNA. RefSeq names its product probable prolyl 4-hydroxylase 9. Gene Ontology annotation, cellular component: endoplasmic reticulum. Gene Ontology annotation, biological process: peptidyl-proline hydroxylation to 4-hydroxy-L-proline. Lineage: Eukaryota; Viridiplantae; Streptophyta; Magnoliopsida; Solanales; Solanaceae. The record is from RefSeq and is a predicted model, not a curated record. Gene Ontology annotation, molecular function: L-ascorbic acid binding; iron ion binding; procollagen-proline 4-dioxygenase activity.
AGAAGUUUGAAAAAAAAAAUCAACUACACCACUAGCCAAAAGAAAGAAGAUGAAGUGACAAAUUUCAGCAAAAAAGAGAAAAAAAUUCCCGCCGGGUGCAGAAGUCAAAGAAUCGUACACAUGCAAACCAUCAGUCUGUCAUUAAAUAGUGCACUGAAAUUAUCAUUCUCAAACUUAAACCAAUCGGAUUCGCCAUCAGGAAGAAGAUGAAGAGCAAAGGUAGAUUAGUGGGACAAAGAUGGCGGAGCAUAGGGGGCUUACCUUCAAUAUUUCUGCUAUGUCUUUUCUUGUUCUUCGCCGGUUUAUUCGGUUCUACUCUCGUUUCUCAUCAGGAUGUACAACUACUUACUGUACGGCCUAGGUCAAGGGUGCUUAAAUCUGUGGAAGAAUUUGAUGUUUUGCCUAAUGGCGACACUGGAGAACACUCCCUUACUUCCAUCCCCUUCCAGGUCUUAAGCUGGUUCCCACGUGCAUUAUACUUUCCCAAUUUCGCAACUACAGAACAAUGCCAAGGCAUAAUUAAGAUGGCAAAGGCAGAACUGAAACCAUCAUCUUUGGCUCUCCGCAAAGGAGAAACAGCAGAAAAUACCAAAGGAGUUAGAACAAGUUCUGGUAUGUUUAUCAGUGCAUCUGAAGACAAAACUGGAAUUCUGGACCUCAUUGAGGAGAAAAUCGCAAAGGCGACUAUGAUCCCCAGGACACACGGAGAGGCAUUUAAUGUUUUGCGGUACGAAAUAGGCCAGAGUUAUUAUUCACAUUAUGAUGCGUUUGAUCCUUCUCAAUAUGGUCCUCAGAAGAGCCAAAGGGUUGCAUCCUUUUUGUUAUAUUUAUCUGAUGUGGAAGAAGGUGGAGAAACCAUGUUCCCUUUCGAGAAUGCACAGAAUAUGGAUGUUAAUUAUGACUUCCGCAAGUGUAUUGGUCUGAAAGUGAAGCCGCGUAGAGGGGAUGGACUACUAUUUUACUCGCUGUUUCCAAAUGGUACAAUUGAUCCGACAUCUCUUCACGGGAGCUGUGCAGUAAUCCGAGGUGAAAAAUGGGUUGCCACAAAGUGGAUCAGGGAUCAAGAAAUGGAUGAAUAAACGAGUACAUGUCUGGAAGUGGUGUUAAUAUAAUUCUUUCGUAAUUUAAUGUAGCCACUCACUGGAACCUUUGAGCGAAUUUUACAGUAAAUAUAUCUAGUGUUUGUUCAUAUUGA